This is a messenger RNA of Peronospora matthiolae, 378 nucleotides long. NCBI's taxonomy places the organism in Eukaryota, Oomycota, Peronosporomycetes, Peronosporales, Peronosporaceae. The record is from the annotation of a GenBank genome assembly.
AUGUCGACCGAGUUCUUUGCCUCGAGCGCUACGGCCACGGGCCCGGCCUUCUGUCCCCAUUGCGGCACGAUCCUGGACCAUCCGGAUACCAACAGUAUCGUGUGCUCCGCAUGCGAGUACCGUUGUCGCUACCAAGACCUGCCAUCCCUGACUGUAAUAACCCGGAGCGAGGACAAACCAACGCCCAAGUGGCUGGACACGGAGAAAGUCAUGAGCGAGGUUACUGGCCCGGCUCGCGCUACAGUGGAGGAGACGUGUCCGAAAUGUGGGAACCCCGAGAUGGACUACUAUACGCUGCAGCUUCGCUCGGCUGAUGAAGGCCAGACGGUGUUUUACGAGUGCAAGAAAUGUGGCCACAAGUUCUCGGUGAAUAACUAA